CUUUUAAAAAGUAAAAAUAUGUUGAGCUAAUUCUAAUCGAAGCCCAUAUUAGGGCUUCAAACUCAAAAUCAAUAAUUCAUCGUUAGCUGUUUAAAAUUCUCAGAAAAAUGUCAUUCAUCGAAGAAUUUCAAGCCAAUAUCGAAGCUCUUCCGAACCAUUUGCGGAGGAAGUAUGCGUUGCUGCGUGAUUUGGAUAAAAGUCUGCAAGGAGUCCAGACCCAAAAUGAACAACGUUGUGACAAAGAAAUAGAGGAUAUGAUACAGCGUAUUAAGGCUGGUAAUGUGACACCAGACUCUUCACUAAUCAAAUUCUCUGACGAUGCAUUGGAUGAGCAAAAGCAUGCAAUCAGGAUUGCUGAUGAAAAAGUUGCACUAGCUUCUCAGGCAUAUGAUCUGGUAGAUGCUCAUAUUCAGCAGCUUGAUCAGUACUUGAAAAAGUUUGACGAAGAUCUCCGGAGAGAACGGGAUACUGCUGUUGUUACUGGAGCUCCUGCUACCACUGUUGAAAAUAAUGUCAAAUCUGGAAGGUCUGGUGAGGGUAAGGGAGGGCGUAAAAAAACACGUCUUGCUACAGCAGCUGCAGCUACAGCCACUGCAGCAACACCAAGUGGAAUGGAUUUGGAUCUGCCUGUUGAUCCAAACGAACCAACAUACUGUUUCUGCAAUCAAGUUAGCUAUGGUGAAAUGGUUGCUUGCGACAAUCCUAAUUGCAAAAUAGAGUGGUUCCACUACGGCUGCGUUGGCCUCAAAGAACAGCCCAAGGGGAAAUGGUUUUGCGCAGAUUGUGCAGGAACGCAAAAGAAGCGGAAAGGGAAGUGAUAGAAAUAGGAAGAGAUCACCCAGUAUACUGAUGGAUAAAAUUAUUUUGUUACUGUAUGCGACUGUAAUUUUGUUCUAUGUUGGCUGUUUUCUUGACAAUGCUUAUGUAUAUUGUUUUGACUCUUCUGGUAAAACCUUUUUGGAGUCCAUUACUGAAAUGAUCAUUCAACUACUCGAAAUUACUUACUCGAGCAUGGGAUCCUUCA
This is a messenger RNA of Solanum lycopersicum (tomato), 1024 nucleotides long. RefSeq names its product PHD finger protein ING1. The record is from RefSeq and is a predicted model, not a curated record. Gene Ontology annotation, cellular component: nucleus. Lineage: Eukaryota; Viridiplantae; Streptophyta; Magnoliopsida; Solanales; Solanaceae.